Messenger RNA from Symbiodinium necroappetens, 864 nucleotides. The record is from the annotation of a GenBank genome assembly. NCBI's taxonomy places the organism in Eukaryota, Dinophyceae, Suessiales, Symbiodiniaceae.
AUGCAUUCCGAGUUUGCGAAGACGACGUAUUCCCUCCUGGCAGGCCUUGCGGUGGACAGACGGUCUCGGCCUGUUUACUAUACGCAAUAUUAUGGUGAAAAGUUUGACGAUGUCUUCAAGCUGACAGUACAGUGGAUGCACAUCCUUGGGCUCACACCUCUCCUCGUUUCGGUGUGUUGUACGGAUGAGAUUUUUCGAAAGUGCCUGGCACAAGGACAUCUCGUUUCUUGCUGGAGCCCAGGGUCCACAGCGCUUUUGCACAGGUACAUCCCUGCAGUGAUCAUGGCACACCUGGGAAUUUCGAUGGUGUAUUUCGACUUGGAUCAGCUUUUUCUGAGGAAUCCAGACACUGUGUUCAACGGAGCCCAUGAUCGAGGAGAUGUUGAUACAAUGUGGACCCAUCACCUGGACGGGAACUGCAUUUGUGCAGGGAUGUUCUACAUGCGUGCAACUCCACAAACAGCUGAAUGGCUGGAAAAAUAUACGAGCUGGCUUUACUUGCAUCCUUAUGAGAUUGAACAGAGGGGCAUUAAUGCCAUUUUGCUUCCGAAUGGCACGGUUGAAGUGUCUUUCAAGCCGACCGACCUUCCCGAGCUACGCUUGGAGAUUCUGGACGAUGCGAACACCUUCGUGUCCACAGAACCUGGAUGGAUGGGAAGCUUCUCGCAGAUUGUUUCCAUGCAUUUUCAGUACAUGCCGCUCGAUGACAAGAUCAUGAACAUGGUCCCUGUGUUGGAAGAACUCUUGGCAUAUGCUUCUGCACAUGGCACACCUCCUGAUGACCCUGCGGCGUUGCCGACAACCAGCGCCACACUUUCCCAGUUCGUUCUGACCGAAAAGCCACUCAGAAGUCGAUGCUGGUAG